UGCAGCCUAGAACACGCAGCGGGCUGCGGCCACUGAACUUUCUCUCCUCGUCGCACCGUCUGUGAAGCCGCAGACGGUUCAGAGACGUCUCGGAGUUAGUUAAUCCUGUUCGCCGGAGCGGCUCAGAUAUCUGCUGCCGCUGCGAUGAGCGCGACGGAAAACCCCGACACCGACUCCAACAAGCUGGAGUCAGUGAUACAGAGGCUGGAGGAGAGUGUUUUGUCUGAGGAGAAGCGGCUGACCGUCCGGGGACCCUCGCCAGACGCCCCCCCUACGUGUCUACCAGCACGAGUACGAGAGAUUGUCACAAUGAACCUCAACGAUACCUCCGGGGCCAUGUCCUCGGUCAUGUCCCUCCAGGAGGAGAACCGGGUGCUGCAGGGAGAGCUGGUGAGGCUGGAGGACCUGCUGGCACACAGCCGAGCCGACCGAGACGAGCUCGCCAUCAAGUACGGUGCCAUUAGUGAGCGGCUGGAGCAGGCGCUACGCUUUGAGACGGGAGACGAGGAUCACGAUUCACUGGAGUCCCGCAGCCUGGCGCAGCAGAAUGUGGACUUACGACGGAGGCUGGACGAGGAGCAGGCGGCCUACAAGCGUAAACUCACUGCAUACCAGGAGGGUCAGCAGAGGCAGGCGCAGCUCGUACAGAAGUUGCAGGCCAAGGUACUUCAGUACAAAAAGCGGUGUGGGGAUCUAGAGCAGAUGGUGCAGGAGCGGUCCUCAGAGUUAGAGAAGCACAAGCUGAGUAGCGCCAGUGAAUCAUCAAAUGGCCGCCAUCAAGACGAGUCAAGCAGCUACCUGGAGGACGCUUUAAUCCGUCUGGAGGAAGAACAACAGAGGAGCAGCAGUCUGUCCGCAGUGAAUGGCAUGCUGAGGGAGCAGCUGGAGCAGGCCGGUUUGGCCAAUGAGGCUCUCAGCCAGGACAUUCGCAAGCUCACCGCUGACUGGACAAAAGCCAGGGAGGAACUGGAACAAAAGGAGUCUGACUGGAGGAGAGAAGAGGAGUCUUUCCACAGUUACUUCAGUACUGAGCACAGUCGACUGCUGAUGCUGUGGCGGCAAGUUGUUGGGUUUCGGAGGCACGUCUGUGAAAUGAAGAGCGCCACUGAAAGGGACUUGUCAGAUAUGCGCAACGAGCUGGCUCGGGCAUCCCACUCUGCUCAGGUGUCGUGUGCAGGUCUGUCUGCCACGCUGCACACCCGGGAGGCCGGAGCAGCUCUGGUCCUGGAGCGGGAGAAAGCUCUGCAGGUUCAGCUGGAGCAGCAGCUGAGAGAGCGAGUGGGAGAGAUGAUGAAUCUUCAGACCCGAACAGACGCAGAGAGAAGUGAGCUCAACGUCAGGCUGUCAGAGUCAGUUCGAGAGGCAGAGAGACUAAAGGGACACAUUGAGGAGAGAGACAGAGAAAUGGUCGCACUGAUGAGGAGGCUUGAGGAGCAGAGUGGUAAUGAUGAGACUGAGAUGCAGGCGAUGAGAGCUCACACGGAGACGCUGUUGGACACCAUGCGGGACAUCGCACAGACGGUUUUGUCUGAUGGAGAGUCGUCAUCGGAGGCCGACCAGGACAACUCUGGGGCUCCGCUGCUGGCGUUGAUCCGGGGUUUCUCCCAUCACCGCUCCUCAUCUUCUCGCAGGUCAUCCCCCUCUCGGGCCUCCUCCCUGGCUCCUCUUUCUGAGGCGGCGUUGUCAGCUCUGCGCUCUGCAGUCACUAACAAGACGCUGCAUCUGCAGGAUGUGCGAGGGCGCCUGCUCUCUGCCCAGUCCUCGGUUCAACAGUUACGCAAGCAGCUUUCAGAGACUGAUUUAGCUAAACGAGAUGCCGACCAGCGAAACCAAGCUCUGCAGAGAGAGAGGGAUGCUGCUCAGAGAGAAAGAGAGACCACACAGAGAGAAAAGGAACGCCUGAAGCAGGAGAGAGACACACUGGCCAGUGAGAAGGUGAGCUUGGAGAAGAACUUGCAGGCAGCACAGAGCAGCAACCAGAUGCUGCAGAUGGACUGUGAGAAGCUUCAGCUGACCGUGACGUCCACUCAGCGAGAGCGAGGUCACGAGAGGGAGGAGAAGGAAGCCGCCACUCAGGAGAGACAGCGGGCAAAGGCAGAGACUCAGAGGAUACAAAAGCAGUGGGAUCAGAGUGAGAGUCGAGCCUCUGCUCAGCGAGGAGAGCUGUCUGCAGUGAAGGAGACUCACCAGCAGGUGGAGAUUGAGCGGCAGCUGCUGGAGCGAGAGAAAGCGCAACUUACUGAAGCACUUGCUCGGGCUGAGGGCAGUAACGCAGAGCUCUCUCUGCUGAUCAACAAGCUGCAGUCUGAGGAUGCAGCUCUCAGGGACUCUCUGGCCAAGAUGGGAAGCAUGAACGAGGGAUUGGCCGAGGACAAAACUGACCUUAACAAUUACAUUCUCAAGCUGGAGGAAGAGAAGGCCAUCCUGCAGGCCCAGAAACGGGAGGCGGAGCAGGAGAGGUUGACCAUCAGAGAUGAGCUGGUCCGGCUGGAGCAGGACCGGCUGGAGCUGGACUCGGCCCGCAUCGCGCUGCACCAGUCGCUGCAGGACGUCGAGCUAACCCGGGUGGUCACGGAUGCAGAGCUGCAGAGUAUCAGGGCCGAGAGAUUUAAGCUACAGGAAAAAGUCACACAGCUUUGUGGUGAGGUGACCUCUCUGGGAUCAGAGCUGACUCUCGCCAGAGGAGAGGCCCAGAGGACGGAGGUGGCUUUAGAAGAAGCCGGCCGUGGUCGAGCAGAACUGGCUCGAGACAAAGCAGCACUGGUGGUCCAGCUGACGGCCUCUGAGAGAGAAAACACUGUUCUGUCAGAGGAACUAACUGCUUUCAGGUCUGAACGGGAGUCGCUGGAAACCAGUCUGUUUGAGGUGCAGCAGCAGCUUGUUCAGGUGGAGUCUCGAAGGGAGCAGCUGGAGACGGAGAACCAAAACCUUCGAGUCCGCUGUGAGACUGCAGCAGCUGAACUAAGGCGUGUUCGCUCGGAUGGGGAGAAUCUGUUGGCCCAGGCUGAGCGAGAGAAACAGGCUCUGACUCAGACUCUAAAUGCUGCACAGCUGGAGGCCCAGCAGGCUUUACGCAAGGCCAUCUCUGAACAUCAGGAGGAGGUGGAGAGGCUGGUCUCAGAAAAGGAAGUCGUGCGUCACAGCCUGCUGAUGGAGCAUGAGGGCACCUUGAGGAGGCUGCGGCAGGAUGCGGAGGAUCAGCUCCACAGGGCAGAGAGAGAAAGCGAGGAGCUGCAGGAUGAACUGAGAAGUCUCCAGCAUGACAGAGAUCAGAGUCUGCUGCAGGCUGAGACGGAGAAACAACAGGCCCUUUCUCUGAAGGAGGCAGAAAAAACAGUUUUGUCUGACAGAGUGUCCGCCCUGCAGACCGAGCUGUCAGCUGCAGCCCUGGAGGCCGAGCGAAUGUCGAGAGAGGCAGCUCAUUGUGAAGAGCAGGAGCAGGUCAGAAUUGGGACCCUGACCAGCGAGCUGCUGGAGCUUCGCUCUCAGCUGGAAGAUGCAGCUUCUGUUCAUGAAAGGGAACUCCACAGUCUACGAGAGACGUGCGCUGAUCUUCAGUCACGUGCUGAUGUUGCUCUCAAAGAGCUGGACCAGUGCAGAGCUUCUCUCUCAGCUAACGAGGAGUGUCGAGACCAGCUGAGGCGGGACGUCUUGGAUAGUGAGCGGCGUCUCAAUCAAACUCAGGAUGCAGCAGAAAACAACAGAAGAGAGGGGGCGGAGCUGCGACGCAGCCUCGCUGACGUCACCAAGGAGAGGGACACACUGGGCCAAUCGAACACUCAGCUGAGAGGAACUCUACGAAGUGCAGAAACGGAGAGAAUCAGCGUGAAGAGACAGUGCGAGGAGAAGGAGCAGAGGCUGGCGGUGCUGGAGGAGAAUCUGUCAUCUAAUCAGAAGGAGGUGACGGAGCUGCGGAGCUGCCUGAGAGAAGUGGAACGGUCACGGCUUGAAGCUCGACGAGAACUCCAGGAGCUCCGCAGACAGCUGAAGGUUCUUGAUGGAGAGAAGGAGCAUAGAGGGAGGGAGGUGGCCGAGCUGCAGACUCGCUUGUCACUGGAGGAGCAAAGAGAGGAGGAGAAGGGGAAAGAGGUUUUCACCCUCAGACAGAAGCUAACUGAGGCUGAAACGGCACGAGACUCCCUCAAGAAAGAACUUUCUGUGACUCAGAAGGGCCUGCUGGAGUCUGAGUCGGGGUGGCGGGGCUGCGAGAGGGAACUGACCGCUCAGCUGCAGGAGGCGCGUGGCUGCGAGAAGAAGAUGCAGGAUGAAACCAAGAAGCUGGUCCUGCGCGCUCAGGCGGCUCAGGACUCUGCCGCUCUGUCCAUCCUGCAGCUGAGCGAGGCCCAGGGCCGCCUGGCCGCCACGGAGGCGGAGCUAACCCGGGCUGAUGCCGGGAGGAGGGACCUGGAGUUUCGUCUGAGCAGCCUUCAGUCUGCACUGACGCGAACACUGGGCAUCGGAGCAGGCGGCAGGGGAGGCAGGGGGAGGAGCCCGGGGGGGAGCUCCACAUCACCAGGAGCCAUGUCACGCCACCACAGCAUCUCCCCGCUGCGCUCCUCCCUGUCGCCUCCUAAAGAAUUCCGAGUAAGCACCCCUGACGAUACUUUAGGCUCUGCGUCGCCUGAGAGGGGGGAGACACCGCUGCCUCUCCCUCAGCCAGAGCUGGACCCCGACACACUGCGAAGCGAUCUGAGAGACUUCCUCCUGGAGCUGCGUGGCGCACAGAGAGAGAGGGAUGAUGCUCUCUGCCAGCUGGGGGCCCUGCAGCGGGAGCUGGAGGAGCUGUCAGGGGAACGGGACUCUGCUCUGGUUCGUCUCACUCACCUGGAAAACACCUUACAGGAAUACCAAGAAGGAAAGCGUGGAGUGGACGAGCGUCUGACCACCACUCACACUUUGCUCCAGCAGCAGGAGGAGAUGGUGAGGAGAGGAGACAGAGAGAGGAGAGCUCUCAGCGACAGGGUGAAGGAUUUAGAGCGAACUCUACAGACCUCUGAAAUGGAUAGAAAACAUACCCAGGAUCAGUUAAAUAAGCAGCGUGCUGCUGAGAUGCGUCUGGAGGCGGAGAAGAGGCGUCUGCGGGAAGCGCUGGAGGCAGCUGAAGCCCGGGCCACCAGGAUGGAGCUGGGGAGGCGCAGCCUCGAGGGGGAGCUGCAGAGGCUCAAACUGAGUCUGGGAGACCAGGAGGCUGACGGCCAGGCCUCCCAGGAGCGCCAUGACUCUCUAGUAAAACAGGUGGCAGAAGGAGAAGCCAGUGUGUCUCUGCUCCAGAGAGAGGCGGAGCGGCUGAGCCAGGCUCUGCUCAAAGCUCAGGAGGGCGAGUCUGUACUCAAUGAGAAGUCCUCUUCCCUCAAAAAGAGCCUGCAGGAGGCUCUGGCUGCUCACAACAGCACACACAGUUGUCUGACCACUCUGCAGAAGACGCUGAGUGUGGCCGAACAGGACAAAAGGCUUCUACAGGAUCGAAUGGAUGACGCCCGGGCAUCGUUGGUGGAGGGGAAAAGGAACAUGGUUGUCCUCACUGAGCGCGCGCAAAGCUUGCAGAGUGAGCUGGACCAGAGCGAGCUGAAACGGGAGGAAGUGGAGGCUGAGCUCAACAACACUCAAGAGGCUCUACGUCAGCGCUCGGCCGGUGCCGCAGAGGCUCAGCGCAGCGCCCAGUCAGCUCAGGCAGAGCGCGCCGCCGUGGAGGAGCGGCUGCGUGGGCUGCAGCGAGCGGUCGCCAUGCUCGAGACUGAGAAAAAAGAUGCUGAGCGGCAGGCUGUGAGGCUGGAGAAAGACAAGGAUGCUCUGAGGAAUACACUGGAUAAGGUUGAACGCCAGAAGCUGAAGACGGAGGAAGGCAGCAUGCGGCUGUCUGCAGAGAAAAGCUGCUUGGACCGCUCUCUGAACUCCACCGAACAGGAGCUGCAGGAAGCACAGCAACAGACACUGAUGCUGCAGCAGCUUCAGAGCUUCCAGUGUGACUGGGCUGGAGCCCGGGACCUUUCACUGGAGGACAAAGCCAUGCUUCAACGGGCCGCCAUCGACCACAGACACUUUUAGUAAUCCGGCUUUAACGUGUUUUUGUGGAGUAUAAAUCAUUUUCCAUUAAGUUACGAGGGAUUUUAUCUAAAUUAGUUUCAUGAGAAAAACAUCACUGUGGCAGCUGUGUCUGAUUUGGCCUCGGCUGCUGGUGCUUGGCAAUCAGUCAGCAGCCGAGGCCACCCUUAUAAAAGCUCCCACUUGAGAGUGGAGGGGGAGAGGUGAGCAGAGGCACGUGUUUUGCUGUCUGGAACAAUAGAAUAUAUUACGAAUAACCAUCCGACUACUCAUUCCAUGGUGCUUGAAGGGGGAACCUACUAGUGACGGCGAGACACAGCUGCCACAAUCACAUUGUGCUCAGUGAAUAUUACAGGAGAAGGCCAGUGUGCCUUACAGAUGGAAGUGAACUGAUAAGUCACAGGACAGUCAGGCGGGACUUUGUUACUGUCAAACAAAUGAUUCAUGUAACUCUCCAAGAUAUUCAUGAAGUUACACCUGAAACUUUGUUGAGGACCCAUAAAUGUCAAAUGAGGUCAGUGUAACUUAGAAAUAACCGUAAGCUCUGGACACAUCUGCUUCGUGUUACGGUCACAAAUAAGCAUUCGAGAGUUGUUUUUCAGUUCUUCUGCAUCUCAUUCUUGAAAGUGCUUCGCUCCAUAAUGUAAAUGUUCGACCAAACACGAUAUUUAUGUGGUUUGAUUUUGCUAAACAAGUCAUAACAUGUUUUUUUUGUUUACCACAUACACAAACAAGCAAAUAUAUAAAGCUACAUUGAGUUUUCUUUGAACUCUGAAAGAGUCAUUAAAGUCGUUUAUUUCAUGCUGGUUUUACAUCUCAGACGAAAGAUCAUUUAACCCCAAUUCAGUCAAACCUCUUCCCAGGAUGCAGAAAUGCUCGUCAUCUUCACCAACGCUCAGGCAUUUGCUAAAAGCUCCUGUGGAACUGAUGUGAUUUGGCAAAAAAAAAGUAACACAAUUCUAGAACUUCAAGGCUAUGUUUGUAAGAACCUUACUGCAACUUCCUUAAUCACUCCUUGCGACGCUAAAGGAUUCAGAUGAACGUGUGAGCCAAUCAAUAUACAGCGUAAACGAUAGAGCCAGAGCUGAAGGUAAAGAAAGAAUUGCACGUUUUGUCAUUUAACUUUGAAGGUCAUGAUGGAGGUUUCUCUGCUCGGGGCCAUCCCCCAUUUGGACCUUCUCCAGACCAUAAACAUCACAGGUGUUAGUUGUGAACAGCAGAUGUAUGAUGUUUACUCAUCUGUAAAGUUAUCUGUUCUUCUAGUUUCAUGGAUAUGUCCACGUUGGCAAACAUGAUUCCUGAAGAAGCUUUCAAAGGAUAGAAACAUUUUCCAUAAAUAAAUGUCUUUAACAAUAUCCAAUCGUUGCUAUUCUCCUGGAGGAUCUUCUGUCCAUCAAUUUCUUGUUAAAGCUUUUUUGCAUGUACAAUUUUCUUCGUCUGACCUCUUAAUAUGUCCUGUAGAUAGCAGACCCCACAAUGUCUUGUAUGGCUUAAUUUCCAUUCUUCCAGAAAGUCUUAGUUAACCCUUGUGUUGCCCGAUUCAAUGUUUAAUGUCGGUGUUCUUUUGGGAGUCAACAAACAAACAUAAAGUACCUCACACUUAAACUUGGAAAACAAUAUUAAUUCUAAUAAUUUUCUGGAGAUUUUAAUAGCUGGGGUCUUAUUGACCUCAAGGGUAAAAUAUGUUAGUAAAUAUAAAGGUAACAGGAGGGUUAAACAUUGAAUCGGGUCAUAUUGACCCGAAGGCAACACAAGGGUUAAGAGCAUUUCCAGAAAACAUAAGUAUAGUUUUUCCUCCCCAGAGUGUUCAACAUGGUUCUUCUGUGUCUGUUUUCGAUCUGGUCUUUUGGGAAGAACCGAACCAAAGUCUCUCCAUUGUUUACUUGUUUUCCACAUCAACUGUCCUGAAAUUCGGUGUGCUGACAAACUUUCCUUUUUGCUAACAUGUUGGACUCUCCUACCUGUUUUGUAUCAACGUGUGUGUGUCCGUGUUUGUGCGUGUUUUGAGUAGACUCAGCUGGCUGAGAUGGAGCAGUCCCACAGUCUGUGUGAGAGUUUGGUGAGGCAGCGUGACGAAGCCCAGCGGGAGGCGGAGAGACUGAG
This is a messenger RNA of Pseudoliparis swirei, 8145 nucleotides long. Its product is annotated as rootletin-like. The transcript has 36 exons. The record is from RefSeq and is a predicted model, not a curated record. Lineage: Eukaryota; Metazoa; Chordata; Actinopteri; Perciformes; Liparidae. Bases 145 to 6045 code for a protein of 1966 amino acids.